AUGGAUUCAUACAAUAAUUCGGCAGAAAUUAUUAAUGUUUCGUAUAAGGAUAUCUCAUUCGAAACAAACAUCGCAAACCUUAUUAAAUUUGUUAUUUUACUUAUUUUUCAAUUAUUGUCGAUCUGCUGUUCACUCUUUCUCUUUUUUCAUUUAAUAACAAAACCGAAACUUCAUCGAUCAUUACGCAAUCAUACAAUUAUUACUCUUGUUAUUAUAAGCUUCUUUCAGACUAUAUCAGAUCUACCAUUAACACUAGAAUAUUUACGAAUAGGUCAAGCAUCAUCCUCAGUUUUUUGUUUAUUAUGGAAUUUUUUUGCAUUAUCUAAUUAUGCUGUUGGUGUAUGGGUGAUGACUUGGGCUUCUCUCGAACGUCAUUUUUUAAUUUUUCAUGCUGGUCUUAUGAAUACAACUCGCCGUAAAAUCUUUUUUCAUUAUAUUCCAUUAUUUAUUUCAUUAUUUAUCCCUUGGAUGUAUUAUAUUGUCAUGAUUUUCUUUUACCCAUGCACAAAUACCUUUUACCUAUCUGCACUUUUUUGUGGAUGGUGUUGUUAUGCGUAUAAUGAUGCAUUAGUAAUGUUUAACUGGUUGAUGUAUGGUGUUCUUCCAGUAUGUUUGAUCACAAUUCUUAAUCUAUGGUUAAUUAUUCGUGUUGUGUUACAGAAACGUCAUGUCCAACAGCAGAUCAAUUGGCGUCAACAUCGUCGUAUGACCGUUCAGCUAUUGAGUGUUUCUUGUCUUUAUAUAUUCUUCGAUGAACCAGCAGUGAUCAUUGGAAUUAUUCGUUUAGGUGUGCCAACAUUUGCUGUUGAUAUUCAAAUAUUAUACCUAUAUUAUAUAGUUUACUUCCUACCAUUACUUGUACCAUUUGUUUGUUUGGCUAAUUUUCGUGAAUUAUGGAAUAAAAAUCGUGUGCAAGUCAAUCCAUUGAUGCCAUUAACACGUACUCAUACUGUUAGACGAACUGGAAUAGUAAAGCCAACAACUUGUGUUGCACAAACAAGCAAAGUGUAA
Messenger RNA from Adineta steineri, 1011 nucleotides. The record is from the annotation of a GenBank genome assembly. NCBI's taxonomy places the organism in Eukaryota, Metazoa, Rotifera, Eurotatoria, Adinetida, Adinetidae.